AUGAAGGUUCUCCUAUGGAAUUGCCGUGGUGCGGGGAAGCCCUCCUUUGCCCCGACUUGUCGAAGGUUCGUCCAACAAAACAGGCCGGAUAUCUGUAUUUUGUUUGAGACCCAUUUAUCGGGCAGGGGUCUUCAGAAGGCAAGGAGGGUGCUCCCUCGGUCGUGGGGUUUCUAUGCAGUUGAGUCUCGUGGGUUGUCGGGUGGGAUAAUUGUUACGUGGAGGCUGGAGUCCUGUAGAUUGGAUACAUUUCAUGUCUGUGCCCAAGAGGUGAUUAUGGUGAUCUCGGAGGGCACUAAUGAUCCCUGGGUUCUUGCGGCAGUGUAUGCCAGUACUGAUUUUAGGGAGAGGCGAUGGUUGUGGGAGGAGGCAUCGCAACUGGUUGAUCAGGGCUACUCGUUAUUGAUGGCGGGUGACUUUAAUUGUAUUAUUGACCCUCAGGAGAAGAUGAGGGGUAAGCCUUUCUCCCAUGAGAGGAAGGGUCUGGCUAGAGUGUGGGAGAGACUUGAUAGAGCUUGUGCGACAGUUGGGUGGGUCCAGAGAUUUUCGGAUCAUCGUGUGUCUCACUUACCUAGGAUUGCGUUCGAUCACUGUCCUUUAUUGUUGAGCACUGAUGCCUUUGUUCCAGUGCAUCCCCCCUUCAGAUUCGAGAAGAUGUGGCUUUCUUACCCUCGUUCAUGGGAGAUGGUGAGGGAGGCGUGGAGCAUUCCAGUGAGGGGUGAUGCCAUGUAUCGGGUGUCCCGGAGAUUGGAGUUGGCGAGGAGGAGGUUGAGGAGAUGGAAUCGAGAGGAGGUGGGUGACAUCUUUAGGAGGAUUGAGGAGUCAGAGGUGGCCAUUGUUAGGUUACAGGAUCAGGAGGUUCGAGGGGGGGGUCUGUCAGAUGAGGAUGUAGGGGAGCUCAGAUCACUAUUAGCUUUAAAUGAUUGCCUCCUUAGACAGCAGGAGAUAUUUUGGAGACAGAAAGCGAGGGUACAGUAG
Messenger RNA from Phoenix dactylifera (date palm), 975 nucleotides. NCBI's taxonomy places the organism in Eukaryota, Viridiplantae, Streptophyta, Magnoliopsida, Arecales, Arecaceae. The record is from RefSeq and is a predicted model, not a curated record.